AUGGAUAAGGUUAAUGAUAACGAUCAGGAGGUGGAGGAGGUGAAAUCUUUCAAUACUGUUUUAUCUCCCACGCUGUUCUCGUUGUAUGUCAAUGACAUGCCAAAAAUCCCCGGUGUAAACUACGCUUUGUUUGCUGACGACACAGCGUUCUAUGCGUCAUCACGAUCCCCAGCUAGGCUCACUUCACUUCUCCAGCGCGCAGCAGACUCCCUAGGCGACUGGUUCAACCGGUGGAGAAUUGAGGUGAACUCUGAUAAAAGCGUCGCUAUUCUUUUCACCAGCAAGAACGGCGGCCUACAACACACUCAGAAUAAUUAUGAUAAAAUAAAGCUUUUUAAUAAACCCAUUCAAUGGAGCGAAAACGCAAAAUAUCUGGGCGUCACAAUGGACAGUCGUCUCAAUUUCCACAGGCAUAUCAAAACAGUACGCUUCGGAAUAUAUUAUAUAAUUUUUGUUGUCGACAUGGCGAACAAAGUGAGACCCGAACUAGUCACUAGUUGGAUUGUUAAUAAUCCGGAACUUGUAUAUGACGAAGCAAGUGGUAUCAUAUUUUGCACCAAAUGCGAGACCUCUUUCAAAGCCACGAAGAAAGGCAACGUUGAUCGGCACAUCAAUGGAGCCAUACAUCAAGGCAGGCGACAAAAUACUGAGAAAGAAUUUUACUUCGACUUAAAGCUGUGCGGAGCAUACCGCACAGUGUCCCUGAACUCGGCCCUAGUACUGACCGGGAUCCUGCCCCUGGACCUCCGCAUACGGGAAGCAGCCGAACUGUACAGAGCCAGAAAAGGCCUGACCCGUGCGUUGCCUGACGACAGGGAGGUGGAGGUUGCGUCAAGGUACACGGAGUCUCCUCACCCGGCCCUUUGCCAGGAGCUGAGCUUUACGAGCCUUCCGGACCGUGAAGCUCUGGAAAGAUAUGCGGUGCAGCAAGUAAAUAUGUAUACCGACGGCAGUAAAAUCGAGGGCAAAGUAGGAGCCUCCCUUUCCACAUGGAAAGGUGAGCGCGAAGACCGAGCCAUAAAAAUUACAUUAGCCAACUACUGCACCGUAUAUCAGGCCGAACUCCUGGCAAUACACAGGGCGACCGAGGAGAUUAAGAGGAGGGGUGAGGCGAGCUUCGGUAUCUUCAGCGACUCAAGAGCUGCUCUUGAGACGCUGACAAACCGGGGCUCGCUCCACCGCUUAGCUCUGGAGGCAAGACGCAACCUUCAAGCCGCCUUUGACCAGGGCAAAGAUGUCUCCUUGUUCUGGGUCAAGGCACACGCUGGACUCGCGGGCAACGAGAGGGCGGACGAGCUGGCGAAGGAGGCAGCGCUUUCGUCGGGGAGGAGGGCGGACUACGACCGGUGUCCAGUCUCAUUCGCCAAGCGCUUCAUACGCGAAGAGACGCUGGCCGAAUGGGCCGGGAGAUACGCGUCCGGUUCAACGGCCUCCGUGACGAAGGUGUUCUUCCCGGAUGCGGUGGCUGCGUACCGGCUUGUAAGAAAGAUCCAGCCGACGGGGGCCGUGACUCAGCUAAUGACGGGGCAUGGCGGGUUCUCCUCGUACCUACAUAGAUUCAAGUGCAAGGACAACCCAUCAUGCAUCUGCGAGCCGAGUAAAGAGGAAACCGUGGAGCACCUAAUAACAGAAUGCCCGGUCCACGACUAUGCGCGAAUAAAGUGCGAAGCCGAAAUGGGAGUGCCGAUAAAGUGGGAAAACGUGCGUGCCUCGCGUAACACGUGCGAGCGGCCGGCCGCAGCAACACACACGGCCGGCGACGCGGUGCGACCGCCCCGUCUACAUCCCGCGGUACCCUCCUAG
Molecule: messenger RNA, 1803 nt
Organism: Cydia strobilella
Lineage: Eukaryota; Metazoa; Arthropoda; Insecta; Lepidoptera; Tortricidae
Exons: 4
Coding region: 1-1803 (600 amino acids)
Biological process (GO): DNA replication, removal of RNA primer
Molecular function (GO): RNA-DNA hybrid ribonuclease activity; nucleic acid binding
Source: RefSeq, a predicted model, not a curated record